Messenger RNA from Aphidius gifuensis, 2020 nucleotides. RefSeq names its product ceramide-1-phosphate transfer protein. Gene Ontology annotation, cellular component: membrane; cytosol; cytoplasm. Gene Ontology annotation, molecular function: ceramide 1-phosphate transfer activity; ceramide 1-phosphate binding. Bases 123 to 755 code for a protein of 210 amino acids. Gene Ontology annotation, biological process: intermembrane lipid transfer; ceramide transport. The transcript is spliced from 4 exons. NCBI's taxonomy places the organism in Eukaryota, Metazoa, Arthropoda, Insecta, Hymenoptera, Braconidae. The record is from RefSeq and is a predicted model, not a curated record.
GCAAACUCAGUAUAAAUUGACUCGUUGCUUUAGAAACACAGCUGUAACAUUUCAGAGUAAAAAUAAAAUAAUAUACUUUGAUGCAGUUUGUUGUGUUUUGUUGUUGAAUAGUGCAUUUAAAAAUGGCGGAGGGUUUAGAUUUGACAUAUUUUGAUUUACGAAUUGUUCAUGAUCAUUUUGAUCGUGCACUGAUUGAAGAAGAUGAUGUCAACGUUGCAGCAUAUCUCGAGGCUUACAAUGAAUUAUACAAGUUUUUUCAAUUAAUGGGUAGUGUGUUUACCUUUGUGUCAUCUGAUUUAAAACUUAAAAUAGACAUUCUAAGUGGAUUAUUAGAAAAAGAAGAAAAAUAUCAAACAGUUAAAUCACUGAUUGAGUUUGAAAGAGAAAAUAAUUUGUUGGAAAAAUCAGAACACACAACUGGUGCUAGAACACUCUUACGUCUUCAUCGUGGUCUUGAUUUCAUCAGAGAAUUUUUAAGACAACUUGGUGAACUUUCUGCCACUGAUAAAACAUCAAGCUGUUGUCAAAAUGCCUACAGCAAAACUUUGGCUAAACAUCAUUCCUGGGUUAUUCGUAAAGCAGCUGUUGUUGCAAUGUACACAAUGCCAACAAGAGAAGUAUUAUUUAAAAAGGUGUCUGGAGAACAUGUACAACGUAAUGUAGAUAUGUUACCAAAAAUGUUGGAGGUGACUGCCGACGUAUUUAAUCGUAUGCGUACUAUUUACGAACUCCAUCGACUUCAUGAAUUACCAUAAUGAAAUUAAUUAUUUUUUAAUAUUAAUGGCAGACUUAUAUGAUUUGUUUUUCUGUUUUAUUUUUUUUAAUAUUUUAUUUUGCUCAAUAUUAAUUUUUAUUUGUUUAAAAAAUAUACAUAUAUAUUUACACUCCAAAAUAAGUAUUUUAAUGACACAACAGGGUUUAAAAAUUCAACUCGAAUUCAGUUAUUUUACUUUUAUAAAAAUGAUAGAUAAAAAAGUAAAAUGUAUUUAGCCAUUUUUAUUAACUUUUAUUGUACAAUUAUCAUCGUUUUAUUUUUGUUUUUAAUAUGUUAUUAAAAUUUGUUUUCAAAUUUUCUUUAUUAGUUUUUUGUGUAUACAAGCUUCAGAAAAAAAAAAUACACUGCAGGAAAUAAUAUAUAAGGAUAUUUUUGUAUUAUUAAUUCAACUUGUCAAAUAGUUAAUAAUAAAACAAAAAAAAACAUCAGCUAAUAUAAUAGAAGAUAAUAGAAAAAUUAUAACGUUUUUAAAACAACACAAAAUAUUGAUUAAAGUUAAUUUAAAAAUUCAUAAAUUGUCAAGCUGGUUUUCGUUGUUUUGUUAGUUUAAAAAAAUCACCUGUCAAGAUAAAGUCAUCAAGGUCAUAAUGGUGAAUAAUUUCUUGAAAAUAAAAGUAUUUUUAAGUCGAAUUAAUCAUUGUAGAAAUGAUACAAGUAUGAGGUGACACAUGAACAAUUAUUAAAUGACUAUUUCAAAUUAUGACGACAGUACUUGACUAUUUAUUUUUUUUAAAUUACUUUAAUCAUACAUCUUGGAUACAUUUAAUAGUAAAUUAAUUAGUCAUUGUAAUGUUUAUAUUAUUUUUUGUAUUUAAUAUAUAUUAUUAAUAAAUACUACAAUUAAUUUAUUUUUUGUUUAUAAAAAGCUUCUUGCUUAUUCUUAAGUUUGUGUGAUUUGAUGGAUCAAUGUCAAUUUAAGGAAUUGCAUAGCACUUUGAAACACAAGGCCAUUUGUGAUCACAUAUUUCUGGAUUACUUUGGCAUUCUGUUGGCUCAUCUCCCAAAGUUGCAUUUGGUUUAUUUGAGGUAUAACACCAGUCAUAUGCCACAAUACGAAAUCCACUACAAUGUUUCCAGCAUAAACUUUUUCCAUCAAUUCUAUUGAUAAUUCCACCACCACAGUAAUAUUUUCCAGCUAAUAAUUGGUUCACGUUUAAAAUUAAAAUAGUUACUAAAAAAAAUAAUUGUAUUUUCAUUGUGAAUAUAUUUUUUAUCUUUUUGUCUUUUUGUUUAUUAUAUACAAUU